AUGCUUCGUUUAAUCAAAUAUCCUCUGCUCCGACGUUGGAACUCCACCACAUCUAACGGUGUGCAAACGUUGAUGCGCAAAGGUCUAAUCGAAGCAGUGACUAGUGAUGACGUCCUCAAGGAAAAAAACUUACACGUUUACGUUGGUUGUGAUCCUACUGCAUCUUCGCUUCAUGUGGGUAAUUUGUUUGUAUUUCUUGCAGCCACCUAUUUUAACCAAAUCACUGUUUUGGUUGGUGGUGGUACUGGUUUAGUGGGCGACCCUUCAGGGAAAACAAGUGCAAGAGUAUUGAUAGAUAAGGACAUAUUACGGGCCAAUGAAGUUAAAAUCACCGAGCAACUUCAAAAACUUUACUCAAAUUUUGAAAAAUUCCAAGACAUUCAUGGAGGCAACAAACCUUUGAUUCAGAUUGUAAAUAAUUAUUCCUGGCUCAAGGAUGUGACGCUCCUUGACUUUUUGAGAAAUGUUGGCCCCAAGGUUCGUGUUAAUGAGAUGCUUGCAAGGGACUCGGUGAAAAAUAGAGAUGGCGUUCAUUUUGGAGAGUUUGCUUACCAGUUAUUGCAGAGUUAUGAUUUCUUGCACUUGAGUACGAAUGGCGUUAAUGCGCAGUUGGGUGGUGCUGACCAGUGGGGUAACAUCACUGCUGGAUUGGAUAUGAUUAAAAAAUUCGGCAGCAAAAACAACUGCUACGGAGUUACCGUCCCGCUUUUGACUACGCCAAGUGGUGAAAAGUUUGGUAAAUCAGCCGGAAAUGCAGUAUUUUUGGACAAAGAUAUGACGGCACCAUUUCAGUUGUAUCAGUUUUUCAUAAAUACUCCUGACAACAUUGUACAAAGGUUCUUCACAUUGUUGAAUGUUGCAAAGGAGAAAAUACCAGAAUCAGAGACCGAGUCGCAAAAGCUUCUUGCUAAAUACAUGACAUGGAUCAUUCAUGGAGAAGAUGUGGCUGACGCUUGUGACGCUGCUUACAAACUUUUGAAUGGAUUCCCAGCUAAUGUAAGCAUCAACGAUUUUGACAAAGCAGGUAUUUUGAUCAGAUGCAACAAGGAAGAGAUGCUCAGUGCUAUUAUUGCAAGGAAUAGCGAUAUGCUGAGAAGAGAAGUCAAUAGAACAAUUGCUGCAAAGGGAGUAACCGUUAAUGGUGAAAGGAUUUCGAAAGAUGAGCUUAUCCUGCCACAACACGAGUUUGUAGUGGAUGGUAAAGUAAUUGUGAGGGUUGGCAAAUCUAAAUUUCAUGUGUUGACAUUUGAAUAG
This is a messenger RNA of Lodderomyces elongisporus, 1254 nucleotides long. It is a transcript of the gene MSY1, whose product is annotated as tyrosine--tRNA ligase. The coding region runs from base 1 to 1254 and encodes 417 amino acids. Gene Ontology annotation, molecular function: ATP binding; tyrosine-tRNA ligase activity; RNA binding. The record is from RefSeq and is a predicted model, not a curated record. Gene Ontology annotation, biological process: tyrosyl-tRNA aminoacylation. Gene Ontology annotation, cellular component: cytosol; mitochondrion. The transcript has a single exon. Lineage: Eukaryota; Fungi; Ascomycota; Pichiomycetes; Serinales; Debaryomycetaceae.